AUGCGCCAGUUUGAGAACAUCCGCAAUGCUAGCGGGUCAGCUGCUGGUUUAGCUGCCGUCGCUGGCAUCGUAAAGGGAACCGGGAUUGGGGGCACCAGCAUCCAAUCCUUGGUCUCACAUUUGCCUCUUGGGUGGUGGGGCAUUGGCGCGAUAUUUCUCGGUGGGAUCAUCGUAGGUAGCUGCGCACAGUCCGACACCAAGACCAGUUCCAAAAAGCAGAAAAUGGCUCAACUAUUUAAGCGCGACCUGAACGCAAUCCAGCACAAGGAGUAUUGCGAAACUCUCGCCGGGGGUGGCACCAGCAAGCUCUUAGAGUUUUACAGGAGGUUGACUACGGACUUCGAUCAGAUGCGGAAGGCUUGCGGAUUCGGUGUCGUCGUCGAAGAGUGUUGA
This is a messenger RNA of Trichoderma gamsii, 393 nucleotides long. RefSeq lists its product as hypothetical. The record is from RefSeq and is a predicted model, not a curated record. The coding region runs from base 1 to 393 and encodes 130 amino acids. Lineage: Eukaryota; Fungi; Ascomycota; Sordariomycetes; Hypocreales; Hypocreaceae. The transcript is spliced from 2 exons.